Penicillium brevicompactum is the source of this 342-nucleotide messenger RNA. RefSeq lists its product as uncharacterized. The coding region runs from base 1 to 342 and encodes 113 amino acids. The transcript is spliced from 3 exons. The record is from RefSeq and is a predicted model, not a curated record. NCBI's taxonomy places the organism in Eukaryota, Fungi, Ascomycota, Eurotiomycetes, Eurotiales, Aspergillaceae.
AUGGGGGUAUUGGAAUACACCAGUUUAAUACCCUCGGAGUUUGUGAUGGUGAUUGACACCAUGCUUAUUGUGCCAGGUGCAAUUGUGGAGGCGGAGUAUCAACAUCAGAUCAAUGCAAUAAAAGUAGUGACCGCUUUCUGUGGCGUUGAAGAAGGACCUUGUCUCCGACGACAUUUCUUUUCCCUCUACAAAACGAAGAAGAAAAGACUGACACUAUUCUUCACUAAGCAAUCCAGUCUGUACAGAUUAAUUCUCACGAAGACUGACCUACUAUCUGCUUUCUCUGUGUCAGGAAUCCUAGUCUUUCAAUCAAGGACCAAGUUAAAAAAUAUGCAAUAUUAG